AUGCAGCUUUCGUUCAAAGAAUAUCUGAAUGUCGAUUCGUUUAUUUGUCUCUCUCAAUAUUCUAUUAAUCAUUUCUUCCUUUUUCGUGCCAUUCUUUCAAUUUAUUCUUUUUGUUACCGUAAGCCCCUUGUUCAUAUCUAUCUAUCUAUCUAUCUACCUAUCUAUCUAUCUAUCUAUCUAUCUAAUAUCUAUCUGUCUAUCUAUGUCAAUUCCUAUCUAUCUAAGUUUCUUUCUUUCCCUCUUCCUUUCCUUCUUCCUUUCUUUCUUUCUGCUUCAAAACCUUUAUCUUUGGUCUUCACAUUUAUCUUUUUCUCUGGUUAUUUUAGUUGUUUCUUUUCUUUCUAUCCCCUUCUUUUCUAUUUUCAUUUUUCCUUCUCUUUCUUUCUUUCUUUCUUUCUUUAUCUCUUUUUUCUUUCAUUUAUUCUUUCUUUCUUUCUUUCUUUCUUUCUUCCUCUUUCUCUGACAUUUUCUUUGUGUUUCAUGCCUUCAUUUUUCUCUUUCGUUAUCUUUUUUCAUUUUUCUUUCUUUCUUUUUACGAAGAUUUUUGCCUUUGUUCUUUUUUUUCCGUUUUCGUUUUUCUUUCUUUUUCGAUGCCUAUUUUUCGUUACUCUCAUCUGUAUUCCUUUUUUCUUUCUUUCUUUCUUUCUUUUCAUUUUUAUUCUUCUGGCCUUCUUUCAUUCUUUCUUUAUGGCUUUUAGUGUAUUCCUCUCUAAACCAAAUUUCUUCAUUUAUCAUUGUAAUGGAUCCCUACUUUUACUCCAUCAUACUCUCAAAGAUGACCCGUAUUUACACGGUUUUCUUUCUUUUUUUUCUUUUUCAUUUCGCUCCAGUUUUUAUCUUUUUUUCCUCUUCAUUCUUCCUUUUACUUUUCUUUUACUUUUUUUGUUCAUUGUUUUCAUUUUUUCUUUCUUGGUUGUUUCUUUUAUUCGUUUAUCGUAUGUUUCAUUUUCUGUCGAACUUUUUUUCUUUCUCUUCAUUCUAUGUUCAUUGUUUUUAUUCUUUCAUUCGUUCCUCAUUUUCUCUCUUUCUUUCUUUCCUUCAUUCUUUCAUUCCGUCCUCAUUCUUUCAUCCAUCUUCCUUUCUUUCUUUCCUGUCUUUUCUUCUCUCUUUCUUUUUCUUCUUUCCUUUCGUUCUUUGUUUCUUUUCUACUUUCUUUCUUUCUUUCCUUUCUUUCUUUUCUUUCUUCUUUCCGUUGAUUCUUUCUUUCUUUUUUCUUUCUUUCUUUCUCAUCCUUUCUUUUAUUAUUUACAUUCUUGCUAG
Acanthosepion pharaonis is the source of this 1260-nucleotide messenger RNA. NCBI's taxonomy places the organism in Eukaryota, Metazoa, Mollusca, Cephalopoda, Sepiida, Sepiidae. The record is from the annotation of a GenBank genome assembly.